Molecule: messenger RNA, 4622 nt
Organism: Vollenhovia emeryi
Lineage: Eukaryota; Metazoa; Arthropoda; Insecta; Hymenoptera; Formicidae
Product: RING finger protein 207-like
Exons: 7
Coding region: 170-2938 (922 amino acids)
Cellular component (GO): perinuclear region of cytoplasm
Molecular function (GO): transmembrane transporter binding; zinc ion binding; Hsp70 protein binding
Source: RefSeq, a predicted model, not a curated record
CGGUAAGUCACGCGCGCGCAGCAUCCCGAUAAAUCGCUCCCGUUCUCUUCUGCAGGGGGGUACGCGAGCAUGGGACAGGGAGCGGUGUCGUGAAGCGAGGCGGAAGGCGCGUGUCGUCCGCGCGCGCGUGGCCGACGGCGCGACCCAGGGUGGCCGAGUGCCGGCGACGAUGGCGAGCUCGGCGGUCGACGGGGUCGGCGACGACGGCACGACGGGCGUGCCGGGCGGCGGGCCCAGGAACCCCCUCACCUGCGGCGUCUGCCACGAUUACUACAACGAGCCCUGCCUGCUCUCCUGCUUCCACACCUUCUGCGCCCGUUGCAUACACGGCCCGCACAUUGACGGGACGGUCAAGUGUCCCCUCUGCGGGCAACAGACACAAUUGAAGGAUGGAGCGCAGCUACCACCUUCCGAUCAGCUGAUACGCCAACUGGUGGAGCUGGCAAACUCCGAAAAUCCGCCGUGCGCCAAUUGCGACAAGCGCGACAAGACCACUAUGUUCUUCUGCACGACCUGCGGACAAGCGCUUUGCACCCACUGCAGAGAGCACACCCACCGCGCGAAGAUGUUCUCCACCCACGAGGUGGUGCACAUGAGCAAGUGCACCAAAGAUACCCAGCGUCGUUGUCCGAGUCACGGCGAGCAGUACAUAAUGUACAGCCAGAGCGCCAAGUGCAUGCUGUGCGCUACGUGUUUCCGCGACACGCCCCCGGACGCGCGGGUGCACUGCGUGGACAUCGAGAGCGCCUGGCAGCAGGCCUCGAAGAAGAUGGAGCGGGCGGUGAACUCGAUCUGCGAGCUCCAGGCCGGCAUCAAGGACGGCGUGCUGGCGCUCAAGUCGCAGCUGGACGAGCUGCGGCACAGCCUCGAGUCCGAGAAGCGCGCGCUGACCGCCUUCUGCCAGGGUAUGCAGGAGGCGAUCACCAAGACGCACGCGUACGUCCUCGCGGAGCUGCAGCGUCAGUUCGACACCAAGGAGCGCAUGGUGCGCUCGCAGCUGCUCGCGCUGGGUAGCGCGCUACCCGUGCUGCAGAUGCACCUGAUGCUGUGCACCGCCUUCACCACCGGCGCGACCAAGUAUCAGUUCCUCGAGCUGGCGCACCCGAUGCUGGACCGGCUGAGCCGCGUCGCCCAGCUGGGCCAUCCGUCGCGGCCGCCCCUGCUCGCCGCGCACAUCAAGACGAAUUAUCGGGCUGACUUCGCGCGCGCCCUGCAUCCCUACAUAGGUCAAGCGCAGACCCCGAAGGCCACCGCCGAGUCCCUGUACGAUCAGAUGGCCGGCGGCUAUACGAUAGGUCAGCCGGAACCGCAGGUGCUUCAGAGCAGCAAGACCACUCAGAGGCUGCCGCCGAAGGGCGGACCCGACGGCGGCCCGUUCUCCAAUCAUUGCCGGACCUUCGACACCCAACUGAAGGAGCUGAGCCAGCAGUUGAUGACGGUGAAGGAACGAUUGGGCGAGCUGCAGAGGGACGUUUCCGUCUUGAAGAGAGCAAACACCCCGCCGUUGGGUUCGCGUUACGACCACGUGGCGAGGGACUGCCGCUUGCUCGAGCAGCAAUUGGAGCACCAUCAGAUGGAACUUGAACGCCUGAGAAAUGUCUUCGACGCGCUGUGGGAGGAGCAGAUGUGCAGGAUUCACAUAGAAAAGGAAAUCUUCCAUUCUCAGAUGAACGACAUACUGUCGCUGAGGAGCGAAGUGAAGAAGCUGCAAGUGCUCGCCCAGCACCUGGAGCCCUUCGUCAAGUCGUUCUCGAUAGGCAUCGGCGCCGGAGAGGUGAGCGUGGCCGCGGCGGAUGCGGCCGAUAGUCAACAUCUGCAAGCGCUGCUGGACCAUCUGGCGCGCCUGCAGAUGCAGGAGCCGCCGCCGCAUCCGCAAGCUCAAGCGCCGACGAAGGAUCACCGUCAUCCACGUGGUACCGCCACGAGCGCCGACAACGCGCUGUACAUGAAGGAGUCGAAGGAGAUUCCGACGCGAUGUCGCACGCCGUCCGGCGGCGUCGGCGCCGUUCUGGACUCGAGCGGCAACAUAGUCGUUUACGGGACGGCCAAGUCGACCGACCCGAAGCGCGGCGUGCUGAGUCAGUUGAUCGAGAAGGCCCGCACGCCGAAGGACGAUCGCAAGAAAUCGCCAGGCCGAGAGGACAGCCGCGAUCGCAGCCAGAGCCGGCGUUCGCGCAAGUCGCCGGACAGCGCGAAGCCCAAGACACCACCCGGGCACGCGUCCGGCAGCAAGAUGCGGUCGUUGUAUCGUUCCCUGACAGGCGGCACCGGCGACACGUCCGCCGAGGCGCUCGAUCAGGCGGAAAGAUGCACCGACUCGCAGCAGCCGCAGUCUCAUAUCGGCGACGAGGGCGAGUAUCAGCGUAUCUCGGAGGCCUCGUGCAUCGGCGAAGCGAAGAAGCGCGUGCAGGCGCAAGUGCACGCGGUCCCGGCCGACGAUCAGAUACGAGCGAUGCCAGGCAGCAAGGUCGCCAAGAUCUACCCGGCCAGCGACUCGGAGGAGCUGUUCUAUGGCGACGGGAAGGCGGCGAGCGACGCGAGGAGGCGGCGGCGCGCCAGCUGCGACAGCCUCAGCACGACCGGCUCCGGCAACAGCAGGCGGUCGAGCAUCGCCGAUGGGACGGUAGGUCAACAGUCCGUCGCGCAGGACCCCCGGAAAACCCUGGUCGUUUUGAUCGGAUCACGGACGCCGUCGUCUCUCGUGCAGAAGCAGCGUUCCUGGGAGACCUUCCCGCGGCCCAAGAGCAAGCGCGGCGCCGGCGGCGAGGACGCGGGCGCGGGGAUGUCGUCCCUCGGCCAGCUCAAGAAAGCGGACAGCUUUGAGGGUCACGAGAAGGCGGUGCGCACCUUGGUGGCGGCCGUACACGAGACGCGCUCUCAGCUGCGGCAGCAUCACUUACAUUAUCAUCGCAAUCAUCGUAAGAGCAAAACGAAUUGAGGCGCUUUUUCUCGGUCCUUUCGCCAGCUCUGAGGAGAUAUUGUCCGAGGGGUAGAGAUCCGCGAGCCUAUAUUGCGUAUAAAUAGCAAAAAAAAAAAGAAAGAAAGAAAAAUGAUCAAAAGACUAAACGCGCCGUGCCCCAAGUGGCUUAAGUAUACACGUUAUUUAUUAGCAACGGAGGCGUAUUGUUGUGAGAGCCGGCAUUAUCGGUUUUUCGAAGAUUUUGGACAUUCUAUUAGUAUAAUAAUAAUAAUGGAUAUAUAAAUUAUAAUAACGGUACUGAGAAAAAAGGGUCUAUAUUCUGCGCGAUGUGGUGGAGCACGGAGAUCUUUAUUAUCGAGAAUGCACUUCUCGUCUUUAUAUUGCUUUUCGAGAGAUUCCUUUGAGCACGUGUGUCCCCGGUCAAACGCGUGGUGUUUUGUAUCGUUCCGACGUUUUCGACAUUUGUAUUGUGUCCCUCGUCGAGAGGUCGCACCACGUACGACGACGUGCGACUCUCGCAAGGUACCCUUUUGUAUAGCGAUUUAAUUGCAUUCGAAUAUGACGAAAGCGCCGAAGAUCGGCGUCGCUGCCACACGGUAAAUCCAGACGUUAGAGAGGACGGAAGAGAAAGAGUGUACGAUCGUGCGUCGUAUUCGCCGCUCCGUAUUGUUGACACGACCUGCCUGGGGCGGUUGACGCGUGUAGGGCCUUGAUUAGGGAUAGAUAGCGGGGAAGUCUUUUUUUUUCCUGACAAAACGACGCGCGUGUGCAAUGUACAAUAAUUGCAAAAGAACCGCGGUUGACGUUACAAUCUGAAAACUGUACACAGACAAACGAGUCCGUUCCGUUCCGAGCGCACAUUAUCACGGUUUCGUUAUCGCAAGAGUCCUGUCGCUCGCGUGUCCCCCCCCCUCCCCCCCCCGCGUUUUCUCCGUUGGAACACGCGGAUUCGUUCCCGCUCGUAUCCGUGACACACGGACCGCACGAGAUUCUUCCUCCCUCGAACGUCAACGGGUCGAAUGCAUAGUCCAGUAAAGUACGUCGCGCAAUUCGAUCGGUCGAGUAAAACGGUAAUACUUUAGCUAGUAAACAACACUGCCAGUCGCGAUAUAUUACGAAUUUAAUCGGCGAUGCUCGAUUCACGAAGAGCAGCCUAAUUCGCGGGCGUUCACUCGUAAUCGUUCAGUCGCAUCAAUAAAAAAAAAAAGGCCCGGUGAUCGCCCUACGAUCGCGCCCGCGGGGCUUGGUCACGAUUACGCACUGUAAUUAUUGACCGUAAUGUAACGAUAAUGUUUACGAUUACUCCAAAGGAUAAAUCGGUAUUACGAGGAAUCGGUUCCUCCUUGUGAAAGUCAAUGCGAUCGUUAAUCGUUGUUUCGAAUUUAACUACGAGCGAAGACUUGUAAUCUUCAGCAGGGUUACAAUGAACGUUCUAAUUAUAGCGAGUGUACACACGUAAGCAUGUAUGAGAACUGUCGAAUUGCUGGUAUAGUAAAAAUAUAUACAAGUUAAUAAAUAUACCCGUGAUUUCUAUGUCAUAUCUUCCGUGGACCGAAAGCGAUCCUCGCCGCUCACUUCGCUUUCGCAACAAGUGCUCACGGUUGUAUGUACUUGUAUAUAAAAAAAAUAUAUAGAUACAUGCAUGUUCCCACUUGUUGAAUUUUACAGAUUAGAGAACCUCAACGGACGAAGUAGGAGAGAA